GUUGAGGAGGACAUCCCAGAGCAGAGCAGAGUCAGAGAUUGAUGCCUGAAAUUUUUCUUUUUCCCCUGUAGUUUGGCUAGAAUUAAGUAUAUGCACCGCAGUUUUAAGAGUAUUCAACAAGACGUCUUGAUGACAAGCACAUUCAGAUAUUCUUGAUAAUGCAUCUCACAGCCUGGAUGUAGCCCACAGUAUCGUCAGGUCCUUCUAAUUCAGUAGCAUAAACACAGAAGUUCCAGCAGACCAGUAUGACCUCGUAGUCUCCAUUAUUUCUAAAUGAUGCAACUUUUCUGAGAGGCAGGUUUUACUUUCCACAAGAUAGAUUCAAAGUCCUUGAAGAAUACAUUUCUUGAAAUACAUACUAUCUCCACCAUGGCAAGCAACAGUACAGAGGACAAUAACCAGAAGCCCAGCAAUGGGGAAUCAGCAUCGGCAGAGGAUCCAAGUAGCCAAGAGAGCUUGUUUGAGUGCAACAUAUGUCUUGAUACUGCCAAAGAUGCUGUUGUCAGUAGAUGUGGUCAUUUAUUCUGUUGGCCUUGUUUAUACCAGUGGCUUGAAACCAGACCAAACAGACAGGUAUGUCCAGUAUGCAAAGCAGGUAUUAGCAGAGAUAAGGUUAUUCCAUUAUACGGCAGGGGAAGUACAAAUCAAAAAGAUCCCAGAGAAAAGAUGCCACCCAGACCACAGGGAGAAAGACAUGAACCAGAGACACAAGGGCCAUUCCAGGGUUUUGGUUUUGGAGAUGGUGGUUUUCACAUGUCCUUUGGUAUCGGUGCCUUUCCUUUUGGUUUCUUUGCAUCAACAUUCAAUCUAGGUGAUGGCCGAGUAGGACAUCCACCUCGUCCACAAGUUCCUAGCAAUCCCGAAGAGCAGUUUUUAUCCAAAGUGUUCCUGUGGGUAGCAUUUCUCUUUGUAUUCUGGUUGCUAGUAGCCUGAUGCUGGUCAAGACCGAGUUAGAUCAAACUACUGCUUUUUUGCAACCAGGGCCCUGUUUCACCAAACAAUGUCAACUUCCACAAUCUGCUGUUAAAAGCUACUGAAAGUAGUCUGUUGAUUGGCCGAGAGCCAUUUGUCAUAUGGUAUUCUAGCAUUUUGUGAACUAUGAAACAGAGCCCUGGCGUUAAACAAGCCAAGCAUUCUUCAGGGAUUCAUGCGAUGGUUGAUGAUAAUCUAUUGGGACUUCAGUAGUAAAAUGUUUAUAUUUUCAAAAGUGAUUGGAUGGACAAUUGUGUAAGUGUUAAACUUGGUGCUUAAUUCUGCACUUUAUUCUGCAAAAAAAUGCACUAUUGUAGAGAUAGCUUCAACACCUUGUGACAUCAGUCUGAGCACCAACUUUGAAAAUCAUACUUUAAUUCACUGAUUGCAUCCAAAUGUUGAGGUUGCCCUUCAAGAACCUUGCUUAAUAGUACUGAAUAGUGUGCAGUGCUCUUUAGGAUCUGUCACACCGUUCCGCGCAAUCCUUGUGGAUGAGUUGUGGAUGGUUGCCCACAGCUCACCCUAUAAAAUGUUUUGAGCAUGUUCAAAACUUUUUUGCGUGCAAACCAGACUUGCGUGCGCUUGUGGACAAUUGCAUGUGAGAUAAAGAUACGUGCGAGGUACUGUCUAUGCGGAUAGAAAAAAGUCACUCACAAGUCACACGCAAGGCUUGCACGGAACAGUAUGACGGGGCCUUCACACAUGCUUUAAUGAGCAUUUAGAGAUUCUUUGUAAAGAUCACAUUCUCUUGUGCAUCAGUGGUAUAAAUAUCUUUGUAAUCCAAACCUGUGUACCUUUAGGAGAAUCCAUACAUGGAACCAGGAGGUUGGCACAGGGCAAGUGACCUCACUUUCCCCCAUUUUUCCUUCACUUUUCUCAGAAAUGCCCUUCUCUAUAAAUUUGUAAUCAUCUUUAUUCUAAAAAACAACUCCCGUUUGAAGGGCAUUUUCAAUGUGCCCAGUCAUUUGUGUAACCUGCAUUUCACCCCUGGAAGAACAAAACACACAAGGCCAUUUACACUACGAUCUUUGUAGAUUAUAUACAUUAAGAAAGUCAUUCUGACUUCCUGUAUGCAGGUUGAGAGCAAAAUGCAGGUCUCUGGCCUUAUUUUUACCAAUGGAAUUUUUUUUCAAACCACUUUUCCAGUCUCUCUCAAAAAAAAAAUUGAUUAAAAAGAGUAUUUAAUUACCAAGUUUACUCUCACCCUCCUGCACCAAAAGUAUAUGUACAGGUGUCACUGCCCAUGCACAAUUCAGUUACAAUGGCUCAAGUGACAAUUGCUUCGAUGGAAAUUCCACACCGUAAUGGGAGGACUAACUUCAACCCUGGAUUAGCACUAUUCCCUAUCCUAAACCUAAUAUAAACCCUAUGCAACCCCACAUCUUAGACACAAUAAGACCUGGAGCAAUUCUUGCAAGAGCUAUUUCGUGUCGCCCACUGUCCAGUCAGACAUUUGAAGGGCGCCCUCAAUCAUCAUGAUGAGAGUACAUCUGCCCUUUGGUGACAUAGCGAUUAGCAUGAACAACAGCACACACAGACCAUUACUCAGAUUUGAUUUUGAAAUCGAUAAAAGUCCCCUGAAGAUGCAUGUACCCGAUUCUAUUGAGGGCAGA
Molecule: messenger RNA, 2585 nt
Organism: Lytechinus variegatus (green sea urchin)
Lineage: Eukaryota; Metazoa; Echinodermata; Echinoidea; Temnopleuroida; Toxopneustidae
Product: E3 ubiquitin-protein ligase RNF185-like
Exons: 6
Coding region: 370-933 (187 amino acids)
Biological process (GO): ubiquitin-dependent protein catabolic process
Cellular component (GO): endoplasmic reticulum
Molecular function (GO): ubiquitin protein ligase activity; metal ion binding; ubiquitin-like protein conjugating enzyme binding
Source: RefSeq, a predicted model, not a curated record